AAAGUUAGGAUUAGCGUUAAAGCUAACGUUGUUUACCUUAUGUUGGUAUCGUAUCAGUUGCAGCCAGUGUCACUUUGCCUGGUGUUUGUGUCUGCUGAAGAUAAAUUAUUAAGUAGAGGGACGUAUCUUUUAAUACAAAACGAGCUAUGAAUUACUGGCUGUUAUUGCUACUUGUGCAAUAUGUGUAGUAUCUAUGUUACUAUGUGCGGAAGUUACCUUUGGAAGUUAAAGCCCAGGCAGCUGCUCUCCUUCACAGUUCUGUGAGGAAAACAUCUCUAGUGGAACAAGCAAAUAUGAGGGUUGAACUUCUCCCCGCGCUCAGUGACAACUAUAUGUACCUGUUGAUUGACGUGGACACCAAAGAAGCAGCUAUCGUUGACCCUGUUGAACCAAUAAAGGUUGUGGAGGCUGUCAAAAAACACGGCGUUAGACUAACAACAAUUCUGACUACCCAUCACCACUGGGAUCAUGCAAGUGGAAAUGAGAAGAUGGUGAAGCUGAUUCCAGGGCUGAGGGUUUAUGGAGGAGACGACCGAGUUGAUGCACUUACAAAGAAAGUUACACACUCCCACAAUUUCAAACUUGGUUCACUGAAUGUCAAAUGCCUAUUCACACCAUGUCACACCACCGGUCACAUCUGUUACUAUGUGACAAAAGAAAACAGCUCUGAGCCACCAGCUGUUUUCACUGGGGACACACUGUUUGUGGCUGGUUGUGGUAAAUUCUUCGAAGGGACUGCAGAGCAGAUGUACAAAGCCUUGAUAGAGAUUUUGGGACGCCUUCCACCUGAAACGCGUGUUUACUGCGGUCAUGAGUACACCGUCAGCAACCUGAAAUUUGCUCGACAUGUGGAACCAGACAAUGAAGUCAUUCAGAAGAAGCUAGCGUGGGCGAAGGAGAAAUGCAGCAAUGAUGAACCUACAAUCCCCUCCACUCUGGCAGAUGAAUUUACAUUUAACCCUUUUAUGAGAGUAAAAGAGAAGUCUGUGCAAGAUCAUGUAAAGCAGAGUGACCCAAUUGAAACCAUGAGAAGUCUCCGGAAAGAAAAAGAUGGUUUCCGCGUCCCAAAGGAGUGAUUCCCGCUAUACUCUUGCUGAUGUUUCUGGAUAAUGUCUGACUACACUGCAAGCUGGCAAUAAUACACAAAAGUUAAAGAUUUUCAAAGCCACUUGAAAUAGAUCUAGAUUUACUGAGUCAAGGCACACAAUCUUAAUUAAGUUCAGCUCUAAUGUGGCUUCACUGCGUCCACUACAUUCUUAGUUUUAAUUGGAAAUAGUCUGUCUGCCAUAUGUUUGUCUGAUUGUUUUAAGGAAUAUAUGGCCAUAAAAUGAAUGCUUUAAGUGAAAACAAAAAGUUCAAUCUGUAAAUGGGUUUCAGAAUGUAUUUAGUAAUAUGUUGUAAUAUAUUGAUGUACAAACUACAGUUUCAUUGUGUUAAAACACAAAAUCAUAAAUGAUACAGGGAGAUGCUUUAUUAACAAAUGUAAUUGUAACAUUUCUGUAGAUUUAUAAAAGUCAUUUUUGUGUGUAAAAAGACAUUGUUUUAUUCUGCUGGAAGUAUGUUCAUGCUCCACAGAGAGUUUUAAUUUUCAUUUGGGAACUCGUACCUGUGUACACAUUGUAAAUUCACCACCACUGCUUUUUUUUUCUUUUCCUGUGUUUAAAGUUGUGUGAACAAAGCAUUGUCUAAUUAUUAGUUGUAUGGAAAUUAAAUGCUUGUUGCCUUCAGUGCUCUUUUGUAUGUAAGGUACGGUCUUAGAAACUUGUACAGAACAUUUUAGAAAACUAGUAGAGUAUUGCUUUGUCAUCUUAAGCAAUAAUUAUACGUUUUAAG
This is a messenger RNA of Sphaeramia orbicularis (orbiculate cardinalfish), 1833 nucleotides long. RefSeq names its product hydroxyacylglutathione hydrolase, mitochondrial-like. The transcript is spliced from 9 exons. The coding region runs from base 294 to 1076 and encodes 260 amino acids. Lineage: Eukaryota; Metazoa; Chordata; Actinopteri; Kurtiformes; Apogonidae. Gene Ontology annotation, cellular component: mitochondrion. Gene Ontology annotation, biological process: glutathione metabolic process. The record is from RefSeq and is a predicted model, not a curated record. Gene Ontology annotation, molecular function: hydroxyacylglutathione hydrolase activity.